Molecule: messenger RNA, 3825 nt
Organism: Ascoidea rubescens DSM 1968
Lineage: Eukaryota; Fungi; Ascomycota; Saccharomycetes; Ascoideales; Ascoideaceae
Gene: BUD14
Product: protein phosphatase regulator BUD14
Exons: 1
Coding region: 1-3825 (1274 amino acids)
Biological process (GO): establishment or maintenance of actin cytoskeleton polarity
Cellular component (GO): cell tip; microtubule cytoskeleton
Molecular function (GO): protein binding
Source: RefSeq, a predicted model, not a curated record
AUGGCCCCCUCAAUCUUGAACCUACGAAGAUCUGUCUCUACGCUCAACAACGAAUCAAACAACAAAAAGACUGAGCAGCUCUUGUCCUUAUUGUCCUCCAGAUCCAGAUCCAACAACAACAAUAUAAACAUCAGCAUCAUCAACACCCCAAACAAUCACGCCAACGCUAAUCACAAUACCGUUCCUGCUAACAAUAACAAUGCCAAUAUCGUCCACAAAAAAUCAACCUCAAUUAACUCAGACGAUAGUGUCAUAAUACACCCAAGACAACCUAUCAAUAACGAAAACGAUUUCAAUAGCCAACCCAAUAACAAUAACAAUAACAACCCUUACAAUAACAGCCACUACAACAACAACAGCCCCUACAAUAAUCAGUAUACUAAUAGUAGCAACAACAAUAAUAACAAUAGUAAUAGUAAUAGUAAUAGUAAUAGUAAUAAUAAUAAUAAUAAUAAUAAUAAUAAUAAUAAUAAUAAUAAUAAUAAUAAUAAUAAUAUUGAGUCUGAUAAUGAAGAUUACGGUUAUGACGAAAAUGACCCAUUUGAAGAAGACCUCUUAAUUGACGACUUGCCCCCUGACCCUCCUAAAUCUCCUCCAAGAGAACUACAUCCUGAAAGACUAUACGCCCUAUACGACUUUUCUGGCCCUGACGAAGCCCAGUGCGACCUAAAGUACGAUGAUCCAGUCAUACUACUAAACGACGACGACUCCUACUGGUGGCUAGUCGAACGAGUGGAAGACAGCAAAAUAGGUUUUGCUCCUGCUGAAUGUUUGGAGACUCCCACUGAAAGAUUAGCACGUUUGAACUGCUGGAAAAAUGAAGAAAUUGAACGAAAAGCAAAAGAAGAAAAAAAGAAAUCAAGAUCUCUACUCUCCCUAUCCAGAAAAUCAUCCUCAAAAAAAUCCUUAAAAUUGUCCUCAAAACUAUCCUCAAAGAAAAACUCAAAUGCUUUGAAUCCAAAUAACAAUAACAAUAACUCAAAAUCAGUAGUCUUUUCCGAUCACGUAACCUAUUCCACAAGCGAUAUCGAUUGGUCUUCAUAUUCCUCAUCUGAACAAGAAUAUGAUGAUUAUGACGAUGACUACGAAGAUGAAGGUGAAGGUGAUCAACAAGAAAAAAAACAAGAAAAUAACUUUCUCAAUCAGCAUGACAAUCAUAAAAACAACAACAGCAACAACAACAAUGACAAUGACAAUGACAAUGAAAUAAAUUCAAAUUUCCUUCUGACUGAUGACAUAUCUCUAAAACCAACUGAAAAUCAGCCUAAAAAAUUAAACCUAACUGACUCCCCAGUAUCUCAUUUAAAUCUAUCAAACAAUUCAAUUCAAAAUAAUACUUCAAACAACAACAAAUCUGAAACUGAAACUGAAACUGAAAUUGAAACCGAAAUCGAAACCGAAACCGAAAUCGAAACCGAAAUUGAUAACGAAUCUGAAACCGAAAAAGCUAUACUGGAUCUAUUAAACCAGAGUAAUAACAGAAAUUCAGACUUGUACAAUUAUAACGAAAACAAUGAAAUAACUCCAUUAAACGUUCCUAAAACAUCAAAAAAUAGAAAAAAACCCUCCAAUAAUGAUAAUCAAAAUCUUAAAGAUACUUCACCAGACAACACUCCGCCACCAGUUCCUCCAAAGGAUACAAAUAACGAAUCUCAAACUGAAAAUAACUCUCUUCAUGAUAACCAAAAGAAUAAAACAAUAUUAAACAGCACAAACUCAACCAUAAUUGAUUACGACAACAACAACAAUAGAUCAAGUCUAAUUUCAAUCUCAGACGACGAACUUUCCCUAUAUAAUAGAUCCUCAUCAAUUUAUUACGACCUAAACCUUGAUAAAGUCAAUUCACCAAAUCACAACAAUAACCCAAACAACAUUUCAAAUAAUUCAAAUAACAUAAACACUAGCCCAAAUAAAAAUUUAAGUAGCUUUAUCAACUCUUCAAACUCAAAUAAUAACCUUAAUAACAUACUAAAUUCCUCCUCCAAUUCAACUAAAAUAACUCAUUCACUGUCAAAUCCAAUUAGUACUCCCAUAAUGAAUAACAACAAUUCAAACAACAACAGUAACAAUAACAACAGCACUCCAAAUGUCAAUGGUGCCAGUAAUAACAACGUCAAUAAGAACUUCAGAAGUAGCUCUUCCUUAUUAACCGCUCCUACACCCUUUGGCAAAAGAACAAAUUCGAUAACUGCUAGUAUUAAAACUUUAGAAUCUGCCAGUUCCUAUUCUAUCGGUGAAUAUUCUCCUUCUUCGUCGGAAUAUUCAAACGAUGUCUUAAGUUCAACUCCACCUUUAAACUCUUUUAAUAGAUAUUCUUUAAGCAGAGAUGUAAAUGUCAAUUACAAUAACUACAAUAGUAAUAGCAAUAACAAUAAUAAUAAUAACAAUAAUAAUAUCAAUCACACCAAUACUAAUUCCACCACUAGCACUACCACUAGUACUACCACUAAUAAAGGUAACCUACCUUUGUCAGUAGCCCAAAUGAAUAUCCAUGAUGCCAUGAUGCAAGGAAAUUAUGAAGAAAGUGUAUACAGUCACAACAGUAACAGUAACGGUCUAAAUAUCAAUUUCAAUAACCAAAAUAAUCACAACAAUACUAUCAAUAGUAAUAAAAGAAUCAAAAUUGGGAACGAUAGCAAUGAAGAUUUUGAGAACAUUACAGCCAAGGACAUUCAAAGAAAUAAACUAUCAUCUCCUAUCACAAUACAUCAUGAAGAUUCAAACGAGGAUUUAACUACAGUUUCAAUUAGUACAAUGGAGAAUAAUACAAUUAUUUACGAUAACGAUCUUAAUGCAAAUUCAAUUAAUGGCACAAUCAUUAAUGAUAAUAAUAACAGCACCAACAAUAACAGCAUCAAUAGUAUUAACAAUACUAAUAAUAUUAACAAUCUCAAUGUUAUUAAUAAUAAUAGCUAUAUCAAUACAAGAAAGGCAUCAGAUGACUCGAAUCAUCAAUUUCUGUCGUUCAAAUUUCCUUACAACACAGAGGAGAGAGAUAGAACAUAUAAUAUUGCUGGUGUCGCUAAUGGCAAUAGUAACAAUAAAAAUAUUAAUAUCAAUAACAACCACAGUUUUGAUGACGAAUUUGAUAAAACUGGUAUCAUGCAUCACCCAUUUCAAAACAAAGGGAAGGAUGAUUUGCCAUCAGUCAAUUCAUUCAAUGUCGAAACAGAGCAUGAGUUGUUUCAUAAUAAAGAUAAAAAUAACCCCAAUAACUCAGUAUCAGUUAGCUCACAUCUUAAUGAUACAGCCCGAAAUUUAUCAACACGCAAAUCUGUUUCGUCAGAUAACUCUAUUGUGGAUGAUGAAGAUAAUGAUGAGGUUGAAAGUCAAAUCACACCUGGAACAAGUACCUCAUUUGAUGGGGAUAAUGACUUGAAUAAUAAAGAAAUGGAUAACUAUUUGGAAAAUUCAACAUAUUUGAAAAAACUAGGAAAUCUGAAAAUUAAGGAUGAUUCGUUUGAUGAUUUGGAUUUAAGUAAAGAUGACGACGUUAAAGACGAUAAUGUUAUAAAUGGUGAUAACAACGAUAAAUAUAUCAAGAAACUUUAUUCAACAUCAACAGUUACGAAUACGUCGUCGACCAACACAUCGUUUAACGACAAUGAUAUCUCUCAUGGAAAUAUUUAUCAAAGCAACGUAGCUGGAUCAAAUAGCCUAACAAGCGAAAAUGAUAGUUUUAACGAAUUCAAUUGUCUUUCAUCUCACCAAGUCAGAGAUUAUCAUCCGGAAAUAAACGAAUUAUACACACCGUUAUUCAAUAAAGCUGAUUCGAUAGCUGCUAAAAUUGAGAUUUUGAAAAGAAUGAUUAUUGAAAAUUAUUAA